AUGGAUAAAACUGACGAAAAUGCUGCCAAACUUAUGGACAACGAUCUUGAAGACCCAAAUUCAGAGUGUGACAUUGAUCCAAAUAAUCAACAGAUAAACCAAUCGCAUGUUGGUGAUGGUGAUCGUGAUGAUGGUGAUGGUGAUCGUGAUGAUGCUGGUGGUGAUCGUGAUGACGGUGAUGGUGAUCGUGAUGAUGGUGAUGGUGAUCGUGAUGAUGGUGAUGGUGAUCGUGAUGAUGCUGAUGGUGAUUGUGAUGAUGGUGAUCGUGAUGAUAGUGAACGUGAUGAUAGUGAACGUGAUGAUGGUGAUGGUGAUCGUGAUGAUGAUGAUCGUGAUCGUGAUAAUGGCGAGGAUGGCAAUGGUGAUGGUGAGAGUGAUUGUGAUAAUGGCGAGGAUGGUAAUGGUGCUGGUGAUCAACAGGAAGAUAAUGGAUGCGGUGAAAAUCAAAAAAUUGAUGCUGCAGAAGAAACUCCACCAGCUAAUCCUGAUGAUGAAAUGGAAGGAGCUGCCUCCAGUAAACCUUCUGCUGGAAAGUCUGGAGGUGGAAAGUCCGGAGGUGAGAAGUCUGGUGGUAGAAAGUCUACAGGUGGGAAGUCUGGAGGUCAAAAACCUCGAGGUAAAAAGUCUGGAGGUGGAAAGUUUGGAGGUAAAAUGGAUAAAACUGAGAAGCAUGCUGUCCAACUGAUGAAAAACGGUCUUGGAGGCCCAAAUUCAAAGGGUUGUCUUGAUAUGAUUGGUAGGGGCAAAUAUUUACAGAUUUGAAAACACAAUACUGCUUUCAAUUUUUGCUAGAUCCAAAUUAUCGACCGAUAAACCAAUUGCAUAUGGUGUAUCUACAAUUUGUGAAUGGUGCUGGAUGUAUGCAAACCACCGUUAUAUGUCAGUUUUAUCAGCAAAUAGGUAUUAGCCAACGAGGAAUAAGUAAGUAGUUAUGAAUAUUAAGUAUUUGUUUUUUUUAUGUUGAAUUAUUUAGUGUGUGCACAAAGAGCUAUCCAAAGAAUCAAUCAAUUUAAUAAUGGCACAGCUAACUUUAUAAAUUUAAUGGCUCUUCUCUGUUUAAUAGCUCAAAUUUGUUAAGAAAAUCUUAGCAAACCUGAAUAAACUUUUCAAGUUUAAUUAAUGAGCAUUAAGAGUGUUUACUUUUCAAUAACAUUAUGCCAUUUUUGCUUAGGGUGUGGGUGUGGGUGUGCGUGUGAAUGUGGGUGGGUGUGGGUGUGGGUGCACUCUAAAAAAAACGGUUUGUUACCGAACCUAAAAAGGAUCUUAUCCUCAAUACACGGUAAGAUCCUUUUUUGGUUUCGCAAAAAGAAGGUUUCGUGCGAAGACCCUUUGCGAAAAUUCAAAGAAAGGUUUCGUAGUAGUGGUUUCGUACCAAACCUCUCAAAAACUGUUCAAAGAAAAGGUUUCGUAGCAAUGGUUUGGUACCAAACCUAAAAAAAACAAUUUAAAAAAUGUUCCGUACAAGAUGAUUUCCACUAAACGUUCUUCUAAUUGUCCGCCCAGUCAAAAAUUUCAUUUAAUCUGAUGGUGCCGUCCGUGGUAUGCAUACUAUUCGAGUAUAUCUGAAAACCCAAGUAUGGUAUAUAUGUCGCAGUUGGUUAGAGAAUUUAGUUGAGAUUGGAAUUCAUAUAAAUAUAGAAAUAAUAUCUAUAUCUAUAUUUUUAAUUAAUAGGAAAGAAAACAGAAUUGGUAAAUUUAGGAGAUUAUUUCACAUAUAAUAGAUAAAUUAUUCUUUUUUACGAGAGACAAAGUAAAAAUAUGAAUGCUUUAAAAUAUAUUAUUAACUUAAAAGAAUAGUUUAUAUAGAAUAUAAGGGAAAAAUAAUAUGGCGGUUGUUUAUAUUAAUUUGAUUAUUUAUUUAUUUUAUUGAUGAGCGGGACAUGCGGGACAUUGAAAUUUGUAUUAGAUAAAAAUAUACAAUUUUUUUGUCUUAGAAGAUAGAUAGAUUUUAUUUCGAUCAGCGGGACAUGCGGGACAUUGAAAGGAGGGGGGACGGUUUGCACGUAAAACGGCCCUAAAUAAAAAUCAUUUCAGAACACUUUAUAAAAUUGAAUUUCAUCUUCCUCUAAGCACGAAUAAAGCAUCUCGACCUAUUUCACACCAUCUCCAGAGAGCUAUCCUAGACUUUUCCAACUACGACAUAAGCAUUAUCCAGUUCUCAAUCACCCUCAUAGGUCAAUCGGGUUAGUUAACCAAAUCAAACUCAUAUUAUCAGGGGAGAUAGAGCUUUCCAAGAGCUACAAAAUGAUCACAAAUUGUAAAGGAAAAUAUGCUGCCCUCGAGAAUUUCCAAAGAUCACACUGUUUCAGUUCUACAGGAAAUCCCACUGUUGGGAUAGUAUGGUCCAUACAAUCUUGAGUAUCGUUCCUGAUACCACCGUCAUUAUUUGAGUGCAGAUAGAGUUUUUCAAGAGCUACAAAAAUGAUCAUAAAUUGUGAAAUAAAAUAUGUUGUGCUUGAGAAUUUCCAAGGACCAU
Rotaria sp. Silwood1 is the source of this 2476-nucleotide messenger RNA. Lineage: Eukaryota; Metazoa; Rotifera; Eurotatoria; Philodinida; Philodinidae. The record is from the annotation of a GenBank genome assembly.